Benincasa hispida (wax gourd) is the source of this 3201-nucleotide messenger RNA. RefSeq names its product Alkaline-phosphatase-like family protein. Lineage: Eukaryota; Viridiplantae; Streptophyta; Magnoliopsida; Cucurbitales; Cucurbitaceae. Gene Ontology annotation, biological process: GPI anchor biosynthetic process. The record is from RefSeq and is a predicted model, not a curated record. Gene Ontology annotation, cellular component: endoplasmic reticulum membrane.
ACGGAAGUAAGUGAAACUUCGUCUUCCUCAACCCAAAAAUGUCUUCUCUAAUCUGUAGUGGGCUAACGCUAUUCACCGCGGCAGCUGUUGCUUUUCAGAUAAUUGGACUCUCGUUUUUCGUCUUUGGGUUCUUCCCCGUCAAACCUGCACUAUCCGGUGACAGUGGUUCGGAAAGUUUUCGUGCGCCCACCUGCUAUUCAAUGGGAAACGAUAGUGAGAGAAAUCUACCUCCUUAUGAACUCCAAUCUCUAUAUCAGGAAUUGUCUGGUCUUCCUCCUUUGUUUGAUCGACUUAUUCUAAUGGUUAUUGAUGGUCUCCCAGCAGAAUUUGUGCUCGGAAAAGAUGAACGGCCUCCAAUCAAGGCCUUGAUGGAAGCCAUGCCAUAUACUCAAUCAUUGUUGGCAAAUGGAAUUGCAAAAGGUUACCACGCAAAGGCUGCACCUCCAACUGUUACGAUGCCCCGUCUGAAGGCUAUUGUAUCUGGAGCUAUCGGAGGAUUCCUUGAUGUGGCUUUCAAUUUCAAUACUCAAGCUCUACUUGAUGACAAUCUUCUGGGAAAAAGCCACAUUGUGAGUCUGAAAGUGAGAUCAAAUUUACAUAUUAUAGGUCAGUUUUCUAAACUUGGUUGGAAAAUGGUGAUGUGUGGAGAUGAAACAUGGCUUAAACUGUUUCCGGGGCUCUUUAUGAGGGAUGAUGGAGUUAGCAGCUUUUUUGUUAAAGAUACUGUAGAAGUAGACAAAAAUGUUUCUCGACAUUUAAGCUAUGAGCUUAGCAAGAAUGACUGGAAUCUUCUAAUUCUUCAUUAUUUAGGCUUGGACCAUGUUGGGCAUACUGGUGGUCGAAACAGUCCCUUAAUGGCUCCAAAACUUAUGGAAAUGGAUGAAGUAGUGAAGAUGAUUCAUGCCACUGCCGUCAUGAACCCAGAUGAUAAAAAAAGGACGCUUUUGGUUGUAGUGAGUGACCAUGGGAUGACUGAAAAUGGCAAUCAUGGUGGGUCAUCGUAUGAAGAGACUGAUUCCCUUCUUCUUUUUAUUGGAUCAAAAAGUCAUGCCACCGACUUUCCAUCAAGUAUCGGCAAUGAUGUUAACCAGGUUGACAUUGCACCAACACUAGCUCUUUUAUUUGGUGUGCCAAUUCCCAAAAACAACGUUGGUGUCAUGAUUCCAGGAGUGAUAGACUCUUUGAAGGAUAUGCAUCAACUGAGGGCACUCCAAUUGAAUUCUUGGCAAUUGCUUAGAUUGUUACAGAAACAGGUACCUGGUUUUCAAUGUGGAAGUUUCCCAUGUGAUGGCUUUUCUGAUGAUCAAGGAUAUAAUAGUGAUGAUGUUAUGGAGAAAUUCUGCCGGAUGUAUUUGCAUGCUGCAGUUCUUCAUGAUUCCUGGAUAUCAACAGAGCAAUCCAGAUCUGAUAGCAGAGAAGACAAAAGUGGAAUUAUUGCAGCAUACUAUGAGUUUCUCAUAAAUGCAAAUCAAUGGUUAUCACACAAAGCUACUGAUAAACCUUCUACAGUUAUUGUUUUUGGGGUGAUGUCAAUGAUCCUAUCAUUUCUGAUAUUUUCUACCGUCAUUUACUCUCUUAUCCAAGAAAUUUAUUCUGGAGAAAAGCAACUGUUCAGUGGUAUCUUUACUCGGCAUCUUGAUGAGGGUUUUUCUCUAUCUGUAAUAUUCAUUCUGUUGAUCAGUAUGGGAUCCAGUUCCAUGGUUGAGGAAGAGCAAUAUAUUUGGCAUUACUUGAUCUCGACAUUGAAUAUACUUUUCCUUCGUAGAACGGUGCAGUUCUGUCAAAAAGAAAGCACCUGUCGUGUUUUUUAUUUGUUCAAUGGACAUGAAAGAGUUUGUAUAAAGGCAUCUUCCAUCUUUACCCUCCUUAUCACUGGAAGAAUUUUAAGGGGUUGGCAUCAAGGAGGUGUGAAUUGGACUCAUCUCCCAGACAUAUCCAAAUGGCUUGAGCAGUCAGGGACUGAUCUUCAGCUGAUUCAAUUGACCGCUGUCAUCCUUACAAUAAUAUUAAGCUUAUUUUCUCUAUCUUUAUUAGGAAGGAGAAUGAAAAUUGUUCUAAUUGUUGGAUUUAACUUUUUGAUGUCGGGAUUGCUAGUGUUGUAUCAUAUCGUGAAAUAUCAACACAGUGCAUCACUAUCAUCCAGCAAUGCAGCUACUUCAUUAGCACAAAUAAUUUAUGCAACUCUUGGUGUUUCUACUGUUGGGACUGUUCUUGCUGUACCAUGGAUUAUGCCUAUUCAGAUUUCCAAGGAAUGUUCUAACGAUCACAAUCACAACUCUGCAGUCUCCGAUCCUUUAAACAUUGGGAGUCAGUCUCAAUAUCUAGAACUGAGAUAUUCUUUAUAUAUUAUCGGGUGGGUGUACAUAGGGUCUUGGUGUCUUCUGCAGUUGCUGCUUCAACAACCUGUUAACUCAGUUGUCACGUUACUCAUUCUGAUGCAGAUUUUUGCCAGUUUUCUAUUCUUUUUUCAAGGGAUGCUGCAGCAGAAGCAAUGGGUUGAGGUUGCUGUGUUGUACUAUAUAGGAAUGGCUGGCCAUUUUGCGCUGGGGAAUAGUAAUUCUCUAGCUACAGUCGACGUUGCUGGAGCUUUCAUUGGCAUUUCAAACUACUCGACCUUACUUUCUGGCAUAUUGAUGUUCAUCAUCACCUAUGCAUCACCGAUGCUGCUGCUGCUAAGUAUGGUGAUGUAUAUCUCAAUUAAAAAUCUAGACAUUGCUGCCUCUCCUCAAAAUGUAGAUUUUGGACUUGUUCUAAAGAGGAUUCUUGGCCUUCCUUGUCUGGUUCCACUGACUAUCAAUUCGAUCCUGUUGUUGGCAUACACAAUAGUACUAAUCUUAAUGAGGAAUCACCUCUUUGUUUGGAGUGUUUUCUCUCCAAAGUAUUUAUACGCAUGUGCCACGACUGUGUGUAUCUUGAUCGGAGUCUUUAUCGUGGCAACAACAAUAACCUAUGCAUCUAUGGUGCUGGUGCUGCGCAAAAGCUAUAUGAGUCUCCAUCAGUGACACGAAAUAAGAGCCUGAUUAUUCUUUCAGAUUCAUUGGAUCUCUCAAGAAGGUUUUUACCGUGCUACACAAUUCUAAAUUUUCAAAACCAAUUUUGAGAUUGUGGGUGAUUAUGCAUCUAGCAAUCCUGUUACAUGAUUGUAUAUCAAUUUUUUUUUAAGUAUUAUAUCAAGUUUAUAUGAGUUCGUUUGACUCUUGA